UCUACUUCUUGCUCUUCAACUCACUGCGAACCCAAAAAAGAAAAUCAAAUUUAGCGGUAUCAAAAGCAGGAGAGAAAGAACAAAAAUGGGUGAAGAGCAUAGAGAUGAAGUUCCAAGAGUGAAACUGGGAAGUCAAGGAUUAGAGGUGUCGAAGUUGGGAUUUGGUUGCUCGGGUCUCACUGGAAUAUACAAUGAUCCAGUCCCAGAAGAAGAAGCCUUUUCACUUGUCAAACAUGCGUUUGAUAAAGGAAUCACUUUCUUUGAUACUGCAGAUGCCUAUGGAAACAAUGCUAAUGAGCUUUUGGUUGGAAAGGCUUUGAAGCAGCUACCAAGAGAUAAGAUCCAGUUAGCCACAAAAUUUGGUGUCUGGCACCAAAAGACUGGUACAAUAAUAUGUGGUACACCUCAAUAUGUGCGAGCUUGCUGUGAAGCUAGUCUGAAGCGCCUCGGUGUUGAAUACAUCGAUCUCUAUUAUCAGCACCGCGUCGACACAUCUGUACCUAUUGAGGAUACCGUGGGAGAACUUAAGAAGUUGGUGGAAGAGGGAAAAAUAAAGUACAUCGGAUUAUCUGAAGCCUGUCCUGAUACUAUAAGGAGGGCACAUUCAGUUCAUCCCAUUACUGCUCUGCAAAUGGAGUGGUCUCUCUGGACUCGCGAUAUUGAGGAAGAAAUUGUCCCACUUUGCAGGAAACUUGGAAUAGGAAUAGUGACUUACAGUCCACUUGCCCGAGGCUUUUUUGGUGGUAAAAAAGUUGUGGAAACUGUGCCUGAAAGCAGUAUUGUGGCAUCACAUCCUUGGUUUGAAGGAGACAACUUUGAAAAAAACAAAAUCUUAUAUUCGCGCAUGGAAAAGUUGGCUGAAAAGCAUGGAUGCACCCCUACUCAGCUUGCACUUUCCUGGAUUCUUCACCAAGGAGAUGAUGUUGUUCCAAUUCCUGGAACAACAAAAAUUAAAAAUUUUGACAACAAUUUUGGUUCUCUGAGGGUGAAGCUUACAAAGGAUGACUUAGAAGAGAUUUCUGCUGUGAUUCCCAUCAAUGAGGUGGCGGGGAGUCGAUUCAAAGAUGAUAAUUAUCUUCGUGUCUCCUGGAAAUUUGCUAUCACGCCAACAAAAGAGAUUCCUGCAGCUUUUUAAAAUAGUUAGAAUUUGUAUUCAUGAGCUGUUAAGCUUGGGAUGCAUCUAAUGGUAAUUAAAGAACUGCAGGAAUUUGCGUAUCUUCUGUGCAACUAAUAACUAUAAAAUGUAAGAAUAACCGACGUGGAGUUUGGUUUCUGUUUGUUUUAACAAGCCACUGUCGGGUAUCCAUUAUGAUGUUUUCCUUCUUUUAAAUAAACCUCCAUGGAUCGAGAAAAGUAUAUAUAAUGUACUUAAUAUUUAUUAUGAUGUUGAAUAUAUGACUUUUGAGUUUGUUGCC
This is a messenger RNA of Pistacia vera, 1415 nucleotides long. RefSeq names its product perakine reductase-like. The record is from RefSeq and is a predicted model, not a curated record. Bases 86 to 1135 code for a protein of 349 amino acids. The transcript is spliced from 7 exons. NCBI's taxonomy places the organism in Eukaryota, Viridiplantae, Streptophyta, Magnoliopsida, Sapindales, Anacardiaceae. Gene Ontology annotation, cellular component: cytoplasm.